AUGGCCCGCCUAAAGUCUGUCCGCGCGCCUACAACCGCCAGUCUACCCAGCAACCUCCGCAUCCCCUCCUCCACGCCGUCCCUAGUCAAAGCCUUUGGCAAGCUCACCCGACAAGCACUGCUGGAUCUUGCGUUCCAAUGGCUCGAAGAUCGCAACCUCCAGGCAUUCCCACCAUAUCUCCAAGAAGAUGAUUACGAGAAAGGGGAGGAGGACGAGGGACUGAAUCCCUAUCCUGCGGAGCGCACCGUCAACGAUGUCCGAAACGCAUACCAGGAGUUGCAGCUGCGAAAAGGCGGCAAACGCGAAGUAAUUGAUCGCAUCCUCGAAGGCGACUGGAGACAUGGGAUUACCCUGCGACAACUAGCCAUGGUUGACCUUCGCUACAUCGACGACCACUCCUCCAGCCUCCGAUGGACCGCACUGGAGCUCUCCCGCAUCGAAAGCCAACAACAACAACAACAACAACAACAACAACAACAACAACAACAACAACAACAACAACAACAACAACAACAACAAUCAUACCCCUCCGACCUCUCCGCAUGUCUCCCGCGCGUCCAUGCCUCAACCUUCCUCAGCAAGCUCCAGCAACAAAUCUCCCCGCUAGUAAAAGCGCACUACUACCUCUCCCGCUCGACCUCACUCCCACUCACCUUCCUCCGCAUCUUCGUCACCAACUCCCCCUACCAACAUCCGCGCCAGGCCGCCGAACUCCUCACCGACUCCUCGCGCGUCAUCUACAUCGCAUUCCCAGACAGCUGUCCCUACCUAUACACCUCCAUAGCCUCCACCCCGGGCUCCUCCAAAUCCAGCAGCGCAUCCGCAACCCCCACCGCCAUCGCAACCGACCCCCGCAGCCUGCAACGUCUCGUCCGCGACGCCCUCCCCAAGGCCCUUUCUCUCCCCCACCAACGCUACACUCUCAAACCCACCUCCCUAACAGCCAAAAGUCUCCAAGCGCUCCUCUCCCUCCGCGGCCCCGGCCGUGCCAAUCAAUCCACCGGCGCAUUCAGCAUCUUCGCCGAUGCUGCCCUCGAAGGAAGUCCCCUGGACCCUCGACCAUCCAACACCGUCACCCCAGAAGAGCACAUGAACCAUCCAUCGCACCACAAGGAGAACCAACAGCCCGAUGACGCCGACACAUCCACCUCUAAACCACCCAAACGACCCAACACCGAAUACGAAGACCCACACGUCUCCAAAAAGCGCACCUUAACUGUACAAUCCCGCUUCGGUACCUCCGCCUCUCUAUCCUCUGCUCCGCUCGACCGUCUCGAUGUCCGUCUCCUCGAUCCCCCAAAUCCCAAAUCAACAUCCACAUCAACAUCAUCAGCACCAACCCUCUCCCUCACCUUCACCGGUGCAGACGUAAUCAGCGGAUUCCGCAAACUAGCCGAGAAUGGCAUCAUCAAUGCAGAAAAAAUGCCUUCGUGGAUGACAGGCGAAGAAGCAGUGAGUGUAGCCGUUGUUCGUCGGGGUCGGCGGGUCGUGAAGGACAGUGGAUGA
Aspergillus luchuensis is the source of this 1506-nucleotide messenger RNA. RefSeq names its product CENP-N/CHL4 family protein. Gene Ontology annotation, biological process: CENP-A containing chromatin assembly; chromosome segregation. Bases 1 to 1506 code for a protein of 501 amino acids. The record is from RefSeq and is a predicted model, not a curated record. The transcript has a single exon. NCBI's taxonomy places the organism in Eukaryota, Fungi, Ascomycota, Eurotiomycetes, Eurotiales, Aspergillaceae.